GAGAAAAGCAUCAACAUCACGUCCUCUAAGACAAACAACAAUGACACAAGUAUUUGACAAACUUGAAAAAUCUGCACCAUGUGUACAACAAUCACAACUCGCAUCACCUUUGCUAGUAAUAAAAAAAUGCGCUUUAACGGCAACUAAUAAUGAACAACAGCAACCGCAACAAUCAAUAAUUAUGUUGUCGGAUGAAACAUCACGGUCUACGAAUGAUUCUCCACUCGUAAUAUCUUCACCAGAACAACCAGCAGCACCAUCAUUGCUGGAACAGCAACAACCCGCCAGUGAGCAAAUGGAUAUAGAUGGAAAUCAGAAUAUGCCGAUAUUAAAUCACGUAAUGGAAAAUUCUUAUUUUACAUUUGAUAAAUCAUUGAUACCAUUAUCAUUAGAAAGUAAUCAACAUGUCGAAGAACGAGACGGUUUUAAAGAAAAUCGAAAUCAAAUAUCAUCUAUUAAAUCUGAUUCUGAUGAUAAGACAAUUACCCACAAGAUACCAUCGCGAUCACUCGAUGAAAAUGGUACUACGACGAUACCAGAAAAUGUUCGAAAUCAAUCAACAGCAACUUCAAAUCCAAAAAAUGAUCAUGACGGUGACGGUGAUGAUUUACUACAUAUUUGUAAGUCGUGUUGGGAUUAUCGUAUCUGUUUACCGGAUCAAUUGAAAAAUAAUUUUCAAUGUAAACAUCGACAACAAUCGGCUAUAAUAACGCCUCAACAUUUUUGGUCAUUGGGUGUACCAAAUACACAAACAUGUCUAGAACGUGGCUAUGGCGGUGUAAGAAGUCCUACAGUACCAAUUGAACGUUUAAGAAGGCCGCGUAGACAACUUCAGCAACAGUCAAAUAAUGCACUGAAUAACAAUACUCUUAUAGACGAUGAAGAUGAUAGUAGUUUUAACUAG
This is a messenger RNA of Didymodactylos carnosus, 904 nucleotides long. The record is from the annotation of a GenBank genome assembly. Lineage: Eukaryota; Metazoa; Rotifera; Eurotatoria; Philodinida; Philodinidae.